Actinia tenebrosa (Australian red waratah sea anemone) is the source of this 2633-nucleotide messenger RNA. Its product is annotated as 85/88 kDa calcium-independent phospholipase A2. Gene Ontology annotation, biological process: positive regulation of ceramide biosynthetic process; lipid metabolic process. Lineage: Eukaryota; Metazoa; Cnidaria; Anthozoa; Actiniaria; Actiniidae. Gene Ontology annotation, cellular component: mitochondrion. The record is from RefSeq and is a predicted model, not a curated record. Gene Ontology annotation, molecular function: long-chain fatty acyl-CoA hydrolase activity; protein binding.
GUGUUACCAGCUGUUCCUCAUUCUCCUUGGGGAGAAAAUUUGUUGUAUUAAUUCAAACAUUACCAAAAUAUUAUACUCUGUUCCCUAACGAUUACAUUUAUAGUUACCCAAGAUAGAGAUAUAAAGUAAAAUGGGAGCCAGUCCAUCUAGUUUCCGUGUGGAACAGACGACCUUACAGCAAUAUUCUUAUUCGACUUUACUCGAGAAGGAUGAGAGUAAAAGUGAAAGUUUUCGCCUGUUCCGUGUGACUUCAUUACGAUAUGAAGCCGUUCUUAGUAGGACAGAUCAACAUCCUAAAUGUCUGAGUGUAUUUAGAAUGGAUGAUGAGAAGGCUGCGAGGGAGAAAUUCAGGUAUCUUCAGAAGAAUCUUUCACCAUUUUACAAGAGCUCCGUCAAGUGUUUCAAUGCAGGAACUCUACAAGAGAUAAUCACCACCAUGGAACAGCACCCAGAAUGGUCUCUCGCCCAGAUAGCAAAAGAACUUGACUUGAGAGAGUGCCUCAGUCAUGAGCGUAUAGCAGCAUCUGAUGACCAAGGGAAAGGGCCUCAUCCACUGCAUGUUGCUUGUAAGGGUGGUAAGAUGGACUUUCUUCAAAGUCUAACAAAAAUGAAUGCCAAGGAUUUCGUGAAAGAUAAACUUGGAAACACACCUUUGCACUAUGCCGCUGAAAACUACCCUGAAAUGAUGAUAUCCAUGGUUCAGAAAGCACAGUAUCUUGGAAUGCAAAUGUCAGAUAUUGUGAAUUCACGAAACGUUGAUGAACAAACAGCCCUUGACGUCGCCUGCCACUUCUCUCAAGAGAACGGUGUUCGCGUGCUCCUGGAGGCGGGAGCAGACGUCAAUCAUGUUGAAGGCUACACCAAGCCCAUUCAUACGGCACUUAAGUCUAAUGGAACUCGGUGUGCUGCGCUGAUCUUAGAGUUUCACCCAGAACAGAUAAACGAAAAAGACUUGAAAUAUGGUGCUUAUCCUAUACAUUGGGCCAAGACUAAAGAGACCGUUGAACUUCUGCUCAAGAGCGGAGCAGAUAUUGAGUGCACGAAUGACGAUGGCGAGACGGCUUUACACGUAAUGGCGAGGCGACGACGGCUUGGUUGUGUUAUCGCCCUGUUGUCCUCCAAUGCUAAUGUCAAUCCACGUAGCAACAGUGGAAGUACACCUCUGCAUAUCGCAGCAAAGGCAGACGACUGUGACAUCGUUCGGGCUCUCAUCAUUUUUGGCGCAGAUGUAAAUGCCAUGGAUAACGACCACUACACAGCUAAACACAUCGCUACCAAAGAACAACAACCUCGAUGGAAAGACGUGGUUGAAGCUUUGAACUUUGUUGGUGCUUCUCAAUGUGACAAACAAAAAUCUGGUUGUAAUCUCCCUUGCGCCAAAGCUUUUCAUGGAGAAAUAAGAAUAGGAGAUGCUUCCAAUAAAAUGUCAUCGAGCCUGCUAAGUAUGCCGGGAUACGAAGAUCUCAUUCGCGCUGCCGCUGUUGCUGCUGCCCUGGGCAACAAACCAGGGAAAGACUCAGUCGAUGGUGCUGCUAAAAGAAAAAUCACAAAAUCAAUCUUCAAAGAGAAACAUGGCCGUGAUUCGGUCCUAACAAUGGACGGUGGAGGAAUACGGGGCCUGGUACUAAUACAACUACUGCUGGCCAUAGAGGAAGUCACUGGUCAACCAAUUGUACGGUUGUUUGAUUGGAUCGGUGGGACGAGCACUGGGGGUAUCUUGGCCCUCGCUCUUGUACAUGGAAAAUCUGCUCGUUACUGCCAAGGAUUGUACUUCAUGAUGAAAGACCAUGUGUUUACAGGACCUCGACCGUACAACUCGGAACCUUUGGAAAGAUUCCUUCGAGAAGAGUUUGGUGAAACAACUACAAUGACUGCAGUCACUCAUCCAAAAGUUCUAGUAACCGCUGUCCUCGCAGAUCGUCGUCCAGCAAGUUUGUACUUCUUUAGGAACUUUGAUAUGCCCGAGGACAAACCAGAAACGUCAGCCAAGUCUCCAUUUCCCUCUCCGCCUGCUCCAUCAGCCCAGUACGCGUGGCGAGCAGCGAGAGGGACUGGUGCCGCGCCCACAUUCUUCCGUGCCAUGGGACGGUUCUUAGACGGUGGUCUAAUGGCUAACAACCCAACUCUUGAUGUCCUGACAGAAAUCCACAAUUACUAUAAAGUCCAUGAGCCCACAAACGUCAAGUCCCCUGGGUCAUCAAAAGUUGGUCUCGUUGUGUCCCUUGGUACUGGUGUCCCUCCGACGAAACAUGUCAUGAAUAUUGAUGUGUUUAAACCGGAGUCCAUAUGGGAUGCGUCUAAUAUCAUAAUGGGCGCACGCGCACUAGGCGCCUUGUUAGUUGACCAGGCUAGCGCAACCAAUGGACCAGUAGUAGAACGAGCUAAAGUCUGGUGUGAAAUGAUUGAUGUACCUUACUAUCGAUUCAGCUCUGACAUGUCAGCUGAUGUUGGUUUAGAUGAGUCGGAUGACAAGAUUCUCGUCAAGAUGCUGUGGGAGACAAGAGUAUAUGUUUUGCAGCAUUUUAAAGAAUUUAAAGAACUUGCAGAAAGGCUAACCGGCUAGAUAUUGUAUAAACUUGGCGUCCAAGGCCCCCCUUUCAAUCCCAGGGGGUGUACUCGGGUGGGUAACAUGA